AUGAGACUGCCAAUUCAUUUGAUAAAUUAAAAAACUGAUGUUGAUUUUAAUAAAUAAUAAGUUUACAUAAUUAUUUAAAUGGGAUCUCAUUGUUGCAAAAUUGAUCACUUUAUUCGUCAAGGUUCUUUUAUAUCCUAUCUUCAGAUGAAUUAGAUUUAGACCUAGAUGAAAUAUCGAACAUCACACCAUAACCGCUUUCAAAAGCCUCAAUUUCAUAAAAGGGCACAAAAAAGAGUAAGGCUACACAAUCUAAUAGGAAUAGAAAAUUCAGUAUCCCCUUGCUCUUUAGAGAGGAGUAAAACACACAAAGAGAUUGCAAACUAAUAAGAAGUUCUAAAUACAGAAAUAGAGCAGAGGCAUAAUCUUGAGGUUUUAUAAGCAAUGUAGUAAUUGUCUAAGACUAUAGUAGUUGAAAGUAAACCCAUUGUGAAUUAUUAGCUACGUAAUAAAGUCGAAUGAAUAGUCUAAGUUAAAUAGGGACGGCUACUAGAAUCAAGCUUGGAUAAGAUAUUUUCAUUCAUUUGAAAGAAGGAUCAAUAAAUUCACAUUAUAAGUUCGAGAAGGUACUAGGUUAGGGUGGCUUUGGAAAGGUGUGGAAAGUCACUCAUAAAAUUACCAACCUCGUUAGAGCAAUUAAAUAGAUAAAAAAGAGCUCAAUAUUAAAGGAAGAGAAAUAAAGAAUGUUUUCAGAGAUGAAUAUUUUAAAAAAUCUUGAUCAUCCUAACAUUUUAAAAUUAUUUGAACUUUAUCAAGAUACAAAUAAUUAUUAUUUAGUAACUGAGUAUCAACAAUUAUUAACUUUAGAUAUUUAUCUGGAGGAGAACUAUUGGAAAGAAUAAAAAUAAUGACAUGCUUUACUGAAAAUGUUGCGGCUAAUUAUAUUAGAUAAAUACUAUUGGCUACAUUAUAUUGUCAUGAGAAAAAUAUUGUUCAUCGAGAUCUAAAACCAGAAAAUGUUAUUUUUGUUAAUCAAGACCCAAAUUCGUAAUUAAAGGUUAUAGAUUUUGGUACAUCCCGAAAAUUUGAUAAAAAUAAAUCCAUGAGUAAAGAUAUUGGAACUGUAAAAUUAUCCAUUUUCCUAGCCUUUUUAUGUUGCCCCAGAAGUAUUGAACCAUCAAUAUGAUGAAAAAUGCGAUUUAUGGUCAUGCGGGAUCAUUCUUUAUGUACUAUUGUGUGGAUAUCCCCCUUUUACUGGAAGGACUAUUCAUCAAGUACUGGAAAGAGUGAAAUAAGGUGUCUUUGUUUUUGAAAGUAUUAUAAUUAUUAAAUUUAUAUCAUAAUAGGUCGAGAUUGGGAGGACAUUUCCAAAGAAGCUAAAUUAUUUAUAUAAAAACUCUUAAGGGUUGAUCCUAAAAGGCGAUUGUCGGCUAAGGAAGCAUUAGAUGAUCCUUGGUUAGUAAAACACAAUCCUGCAACAUAAUUAAAUUUGAGGGUGUUAGAGAACAUUAGAUAAUUUCAAGUAUAUUACAAUAUUAUAAUAAAGGCAUAAACACUUCUAAAAUAAGCAUUAAUGUCAUAUAUGAUCACUUAAAUGUCAACUUAGAGAGAAAUCCAAGAGAUUUAAAAUGAGUUUACUAAACUAGAUUUAAAUCAUGAUGGAACUCUUUCAAAAGAAGAGUUUAUGAAGGGUUAUUCGUAACUGAAAUUUGAUUCAAAAUUAGUUGAAGAUGAAGUAGAGAGAAUUAUUGAUUUGAUUGAUGUGAAUAGAUCAGGUAUGAUAGAUUUUUCAGAGUUCUGUAUGGCUGCCAUGAACUAAGAAAAACUAUUUUCAGUUUAAAGAAUUGAGUAAGCAUUUAAGAUUUUUGAUUAAGUAAAUAAGAAUAAAUUAAUUCUUAGAAUGGUGAUGGAUUUAUUUCUAAAUAGGAUCUUGAAGCAAUCAUGGGUCAUUUAGAAGACGAAGUUUGGGAAUAAAUACUCCUUGAGUGCAAUGCAGACUAGGAGGGAUAAAUUUCUUAUUUAGAAUUUAUUACAGUUUUAUAAUAAAAAACACUUUGA
This is a messenger RNA of Paramecium octaurelia, 1995 nucleotides long. Lineage: Eukaryota; Ciliophora; Oligohymenophorea; Peniculida; Parameciidae. The record is from the annotation of a GenBank genome assembly.